This is a messenger RNA of Diorhabda sublineata, 6342 nucleotides long. RefSeq names its product zinc finger protein 846-like. Gene Ontology annotation, cellular component: nucleus. Gene Ontology annotation, biological process: regulation of transcription by RNA polymerase II. Bases 723 to 2732 code for a protein of 669 amino acids. NCBI's taxonomy places the organism in Eukaryota, Metazoa, Arthropoda, Insecta, Coleoptera, Chrysomelidae. The record is from RefSeq and is a predicted model, not a curated record. Gene Ontology annotation, molecular function: DNA-binding transcription factor activity, RNA polymerase II-specific; zinc ion binding; RNA polymerase II cis-regulatory region sequence-specific DNA binding. The transcript has 6 exons.
AAAGUAUUUUAGAAAGAUUUGAGUAUAAAAAUUUAUUUUUCGUACUAUCUUCUUAAUGUCAAUUUAAAACAACAAAAGCAGCUAUUUAAAUUGUGGCAACCCUGUUAGCAUCGAAAAUGCUAUUUGCGUGGAAGAUAAUAUAAUAACAAAUUCAAUAAUUUUCUUUAUGAAUGUUUGAGGUUUUGUUAUCUCUACUACUAAAUUUAGGAUCACGUUCUCAUAACUAAUAUAAUAAAUUGAAGCAAUUAAAUGAAAAUUUUGUACCUAUUGCUUAUAUUUAAUACGUUUCACUGUAUUCCAUAUGACUAUGUCGCUUUAGUGGACAUUUAAUGGAAUUACAAUCAACAGAGAUUUAAUGUACCAUCAAACUGUGAAGUGCGAGAUUGAUAAAAUAGAUUUUAUGUUUUAGUUUAAAAAUAUGUUAAAUGGGUGCUUGACCUUUAACUAGUUUUUCAUAAAUUAAGACAAAUCCGGCUCUGUGCUGCGUCAUUCAGUACCGUUCAAUAAAACUGCUAUACGAAAAUGACCUUUACCACACUUCUCUAUACGUCUAGGCCACGUUCGCCAUUUACCUGCAUAACUAGAAGCUCGAUCAACAAGCCUCUUCCACAAUCGACCAGUGGAAGAAUCCGUCUGUCGCCAUUUCCCUUAAGUGCUAGUGUUUGUGGUUGUGCAUCUUUUUUGUUGUGUUUAUACUCUAGAUUUUGACUUAUACGAAGUUAAUGAUGGAAUUAAAAGUGGAAUCUGUUAACCUCUUUGAUUUAGGCAAAAUUUGUAGAGCAUGUUUAACGGAAAAGGGUGAAAUGCGAUCAAUUUUUAUGCAGGAUGAUUCUACAGGACAACCGUUGGUCCUGGCAGAAAUGAUAAUGGAGUUUACUUCUGUACAGAUAAAAGAUGACGAUGGUUUACCAUCAUUAAUUUGUUUACAAUGUUGUCAUGAAAUAAGUAGAUCAUAUUCAUUCAAGCAACUAUUUGAACAGAGUGAUAUAAAUCUUCGGACCUAUUUGGGUAAACCCAUCGACCAUUUUCCAAAACCUAGUAAAGAUGAACUCGCACAAAACGAUUUUACCAAUAACUUUUUUUUGGAUAAUUUUGGCAUUAUUUCAUCUUCAGAUAGUAGUGACGAAGAGAGUUUGAAAGAUGAACUUAUCGCAUUACAAUCUACCUUUCCUGAAAAUUCAAAUGAUGAAAAAGUUAUUGCUCAAAAACAGCUCCUAAAAGCUUCGAAAUUCCACAAAACUCGAAUGUCCAGAAAGAAAAUAUUAGCAAAAGGAGGUAAAUCAGCAGCACUAUCAGCCAAACGUAUGAAACGUAAUAUGAACCAGUGCAAUGUUUGUAAAAAGCAAUUCAUCAAUCUAAAGUCAUUUCGGAAACAUCUAAGGACUCAUAUAGAAGAUAGACCCUUUAAAUGUAAACUGUGUCCUAGAGGAUUCACAGAAGAAAAUUAUUUAAACAACCAUAUGCGUACCCACGUUCCAGAUGAACAGAAACCUCAUGAAUGUGAAGUAUGCAAAAAACGUUUUAUACAUAGUACAAUGUUAGCUAAACACAUGCUUAAACAUAGUGGAGAAAAACCAUUUGUAUGUAAGAUUUGUAAUAAAGGAUGUUACGCUGAAAACAGUCUUCUAAAGCAUAUGAAAAUUCACGAGAAAAAAGAAGGAGAUCCAGCUUUAUUAAAACAUAUAUGUGAUUAUUGUAAGGUUGAAUUUCCGGAUCAUCAAAGUCUCUCUGUACAUAUCAAACAACAUACUGGUGAUAGACCAUUUGCUUGUAACAUUUGUGGAAAGUGUUUUCCGCAGAGGUUCAAUUUGGAACUGCAUUCCAGAACUCAUACAGGGGAAAGACCAUUCCAAUGUGAAAUUUGUAAAAACGGUUAUGUAUCGAAGGCUAGUCUUAAAAUUCAUAUGAGGACUCAUACUAAUGAACGUCCAUUCGUUUGUGAUUUCUGUGGAAAAGCUUUUAGACAAUCUGGAGAUUUAACUAGCCACAAACGACUUCAUGGUACUGAAAAACCCAUAGAAUGUUGUAUUUGUCAAAAAAGAUUCACGACUGUGAUGAAAUUGAAAUAUCACAUGAGGAACCAUACAGGAGAACGCCCUUACGUUUGUAGUGUGUGCGGUCGUGGUUUUACAGUGAACACUAUUCUUUUGCGGCAUAUGCGUGUCCAUUCUGGCGAAAGACCGUAUGUGUGUGUCACUUGUGGUAAAGCUUUUUCCCAAUCGAGUACACUCAACACCCAUAUGAAAGUGCAUGCGUCUUCUAAUAAUCAAGAACGUGCAUCAAAAUAUACAGUAAACGAAGAACCGAAGUUUCAGUCUCAAACGAAUCAACAACAGCAACAAAAUCCGCAAGAUCAUAAUAGAAUGAUGCAACAGCAGGAUAACCGAAUGUUGAUACAAACACAGCAGUUGAGUGAUGGUACAAGAAUUGUAACAGAUCCCACACAACUGUUGGGAGAUCAUAGGGGAUUGAUAAGUGACACAAGGUUGAUAAAUCAUGAGGGACCAAGAUUACUAGUAGACGUUUCUGAACCUCCUCCACUAAGACUAUUGGUUACUGAUAAUACAAGUCUAGUUUCUAACGAUAACAGACUAAUUACUCAAGAUAACAGACUCAUUGCAAGGGUUAACGUUAAUGACAAUAGACAUUUGCCUGUUCUAGAUGGUUCUAGAAUAUUAACUAGUGAUAAGUAUCUAGCUACUUAUGAUCCCUAUCAAAGAGGUCACUUAUAAAAAAUCAGGAUCAUAGUGGUUAUUGGACGUUUUAUUGUUGUACUACUCAAUUUUCUAUAUUCAAUAACAUCAAUUUUAGUUAAUUGAUAUAUUCUUUUAAAUAAACAAUAAUCAUUGAACUGCAUUUGAAGAACCCAUGGCUUGGUUAUACUGUAGAAUCUCUAAAACUCGAAACUUAUUAAGUCGAAAUCCUCCUUUCUUUUGGCUAAACCUCCAAAUACUAGGUAUCUCCAAUUAUUUAGACUUAACUCAAAUGACAUAUGAGUCGUUCAGUGCUCAAAGUAACUAACUCCAUAAAAGAAAAAGUUGAGAAAUAUGAUGACAUAGUUUAAACUGUUUUUUAAAAUUUGUUAUGAUAUAAAUCCCAAUAUAUAUAUUGUAGAAUGCAUAAAUACAGGUGUAGCUUCCAUCUAACGGUAUAUAAAAUUAUUAAGAAGGAACAGCCAAAACAUAAUCGUCAGUAACGCUACAGUUUUAAUGUGACUGGUGGAGUUCAGUUCUAUUAAAAUGAGUAAAUUGUUGAUUUUUUUAGGAAACUUUCAAGGCGUAUUUUGAAAUUUAAAAGGGGGGUCAUACUCUACAUAUCAUUUAUCCGUUGAGUUGCAUGGCACUACGAGACCCUGUUGUUUUUCGCUUAAUUAAUUAGAAUAUUUAAAACAAAUACUGAGUGAAUCUAUAUCGCUCGAAAUGAAAGGGAUAAAAAGAAUAACUGUGUUGAUUAUUUGUUACCCCUCAAAUAAAUAUACUUAUGAACAUAUAAAUUUCGCUUAUCAUAAGCUAGGAAUGUGGCCAGCUGGGGAAAGGCUUUCCAAGAGAAAGAAAAUAGUCUGUAUAAUAUCAUCAUCUUCAGCUGCUUGAAAAACAUUUACCGUCAUCAUUCAACGCUUGGUGAUGCAUUUGAAUUGCGUUACUGGAACGAAUUACAUAAGAAUAUGGAGUUAGUAAAAAUUGCUUAUGAAAUAAAUUACUUAUUAUUCAACGACUAAAAAAAAUUUUGCAGUUUAAUGUUAAUCUUCAUUAUUCGGGAAAGUUAUUAUAUAAAAAGUUAUGCUUUGACACUUGAAUUUGAGAUUUUUCAAAAAGUGGAAUUAAUCGAUUUGUGCUAAUAUAAUUCAUCAAACCGAUUCAGUGGAUAUUGAAGAAAUUCUUUUAAAUGUUAAAUGAUUUCGAUAUUGAAACUUAAACCGAUUUUUUUUUGUUGAAUCAAUAUCUCGAAAAAUAUGUAUAUUCAAAAAUCUUGUCUUCGUAAGUUGAAAUUUUAGCCAUAUUUAUAUUUUUUUGUGAAUUAAAGUUUUUUGCAUUUCCUUUGACAUUCAAGAUAUGGAUAUGCUAUUGUACUAAAGUAAAUAAGCAUUUUACACGACCAAACUUUGUUGUGUACCUUUCUUAUGUCUUAACUACCAAAGAAAUUUCUACUGAAUAUUUUAAAAUUAUGUAGGAACAUUUUUCAUUAUGUAAAUUGGGUGAUUAUUGCUUACAAUUUGAAAGUUUUGGAAAAAGUUGAGUAGUUCAAAUAAUUUCUACAUAUCACAAUUUCUAGUUAAACUAACAUAUUCUGCUCAAACUUUAUACUUUUACUCAUUAUUGAUAACGAUUUUUCUAAAAUUUAUUUAUUUGUAGAUUUAUAAUUACAGUAAGACCUCUCUAAACGCUUUUUUGUUUAGCGCAGUUUUAUUUCAACCCGGGGAUUCCCCGAAAUUGUGCGCUGAGCUAGUUUUCCAAAUAUGUCCAAAACAGUGUAAUUGUGUUUCUUGUUUGGUGCAGUGCUGUACAGACGCAUUUAUAUCCUGUGAAUAGAAACAAGAACCACUAUUAGUUUAUCACUCCAAAAACCCAAGAGCAAUGAAAAGCAGAUCUAAAUCAACUUUACCUCUGAUUUGAUAGUCUAAUAUGAAAAUGUUCCAGGAUUGAUUCACUGAACUGUCUGAACGUAAUUGAGGAAUUAAAAAACUUGAACAAAGAGCACUAGUAUUAAUUGAUAAUGCUCCAAGCCACCCAAUAAAUUUAUCAGACUUGACAACAUGCAUUCCACUCGAAGUGUUUUUCUGAGAGAAUUCUGGAAUAACUACAAUAUCAUGAAAUAUGUUGAAAACAUAAACCUUUCUUGGAAUAGGGUUACAGAAAGAUCUUUGAAAGGGGCAUGGAAGAACAUUUGGGUAGAUUUAAGUAAGAUCAAAGAUAUUGGACAUUAUGUCGAUAUAGAUCAAAUAGUGAAAUUACCGAUACAAACUGGUGUAGAAGAGGUAAAUGUGAAAGACGUCGAAUAGUUCAAUAAACAGCAGCUAGUCUUUCUAAUGAUGAACUCAAGAAAUUAAAUGAGCAAAAAAUAUUGUUCUAUGGCGUUUGUAAAAUGGAGUUUGACUACUAUAACUGAAAUUAUGGACCAAUUUGUUGAAUAUGAUUCAAAUUUUCACAGAAGUUCAAAAGCAAGACGGGGUUUUAUAGAUGUUUUAUCCACUUAUCAACAACUUCUAAUAAAACGCAAACUGAUUAGAUGCCUUCUUGAAAAAAAAAAAAAAAAAGGCAGAAAAUUGGAAAUACAAAAUUGAUUAAUCUGUAUGACUUAGAAUUUUUUUUUAUAAGUAUAUUCUUUUAUAUUGUUUCCAUUUUUGUAAGAUAAAUAUUUAGUUUUAUUUAUAUUAAAAAAAAAUCCUAAUUUUAAUAUCCAUCUUCCACUACCCCCAUCAUUUACAUGUUAAGAUAGCUUCGUUUCGCUUUACGCUCUACAUUGAUGGAACGUAUCCUGCACGUUAAGCAAGGUCUUGUAUGGAUUUGGAGUCUCAUGUUCUCCGUGACCCAAAGGAUUUAUUGUGUCCUCCUUUCUUGCUGCGAUACUGAAGAACCCGUGUUUACAGCUGAUCCAUUAAUCCCACUCCUUUUAACAAGUUUAGAAUGUCUUAUAUUUCAAGUGCUCUGAAGUUCCUUAGUGUUUUACACUUGGAGAGAAUGUGGGUUAAGGUUUCAUCCUCUGUGCAACAAAAUCUGCACGCCGCAUUAUCUGCUUGGUCUAGCGUUUGUAGGCGACAGUACCUCGAUACUCCUGUUGUAUUCGUAGAUUGUUCUUACUUCGGUUGAUACAUUCGGCAGAUCUACUCUGGUUCUAGUUUCCCAGAAGAGUAUUUGCCUGUCUCAGCUCCUGUAGGUUGUCCCAAUAAUUGGUUUUGCUUCUAUCUACCUUGUUUUCCAGUGGUUUUUCCACUGUAGCUCUUACCACAGAAGGUUCGGCUCUCAUAUAGGGCUUUUCUGUCCCACUUUAGCGAGCUUAUCAGCUAUUUAAACGAACCCAAGCGACACGUUGGCAAUUGAGGUGUUACGAACGCCUAGUCGCCACUAGAGGAGCUACCCUGCUCUUAGAGAUUAGGCACGUGCGGUUUUGCUUACUUUUGUGACACGGGGAGAAGUGAGUAAAUAAUUGUAGUGCAUCUGAUUAUGUAAUACUUGAACGGUCCCUAAGAAUCAACCCCAGAACUUUCCUAUCCUGAAAUCGAAUAUGAUGUACCCACCUCCUUAUUUUUAAUGUAUUAGAAUCGACAUUUACUAUCGGUUUUGUAAUACCUUGUAAUAUAUAGUGGCGUUUUAGUUAAUGUAAGUAAUAAAUUAUUUUCUACUG